AUGCCCCCCUCAUAUACUCUUCAUCCGAGAACAGCAGAGAUGGACGGCUCGUCCAGAAUACCCUCGACUCUCGCUCGGUCCUUGUCCGUCGUCGAGCCCCGGCACAAGACUGCCAACCUCCCAAUCAUGUCCCGCCGGCUCCCAACCAUGAGACUGCCCACGGACCCCAUACCGGAAUCUGAUGGCCGUGCCAGGACUCAGGCCUCGGAUUCCAAAAUGGCGCCCCGUGAACUGCGGACGCCAGGAAACGUCCAGAGAUACCACAGACCCCUCCGCGCCGAGUCGUUGCUGUUGGACUCGACUCCUGGCAGCCCGGUUGCCGAUAUCUCGACCGGCUCCAACCACGACUCGACGGACGAAGGCCCAGAAACAGGAAUCAUUGCCAUCGGCAUGGCUUUGGGAAGCCCAACCCACCCACCCAACCAGACGAUCGCAGCCUGGCCAUACCACCCCGUGGCCACCCCCGCUGCCCACGGUGCGGACCCGGCCGAGGAAGUGCUGCCAAAGGAGAAACACCGGAAAUGGACGAUAUUUGGACGAUCAAAGUCGAAGCGAGAGAGGAGAAAUUAUGAUGACGCGCAGGAAGCCUCGUCGGCAGCCUCCGCUCCAUUAACCCUCUUGGCCCGGAGUUGUUCCACCACGGCUGGACAUGGCCCCCUCCGAGAAAACGAGGGAAAGCCAAAGAUGGAUGCUUCGACGCUGGAAAACCUCGCACACCCAGGCUACAAAACCAUCAAGAGAUCGAACACGGCACCGAUGAGGGACAGGCGCCCGCCGCCGGUUCCUCGCACCCAGAUGCCGCCCCAACCACCCCCCAAGGACGCCAUGGCACGCACGCCCACAUCCGCCUCAGCCGGUAGGACCAGGCAGCGCCGCACUCGACUUGGUGAGCCCUUGCUGCACGUCGACAUUCCCACCUGCUCGAUGGAUCGAUACAGCGUCAUGUUUGGCGACCUGAUUCAUCUCAAAAGCCCCAUGUUGGCAUGCAACCAGGCCACCUACGAUCGGGUCAUCACCGCCUCGGAGGGAGUCGCCGACACGCGGAACACUGCGGUCCGGAUGCCAUCCCGUAACGCCUCGGUCGCCCCGGCCGCCCCGGCGCCGAGACCGUCGCCGAUUCAGACUGGGGCUCGCGUGACGGAGAGCAAAUCUCCUUCGUCAUCGCGAGCGAGGUCCAACACCAGCCCAGCUGUGCUGCCCUCGCCCGUGCAGGCCACGUUUGAUGCCGCGCAGUGGUCCAAGGAGCAAGCGGGAACGAGACACAUUGCAAAAUCUACCCGCCAGAGCAAGGACCUGCACGACAAAGGAAAGGACAACCCGAUUCCCGCUGAUCGAUCUCUCCUCAUAUCCAAGUUCCACCGCCCGACCUCGACUCAGCAGAACAAGGCUUCUCGCGCGUCGUCGGUAUCGACGCCCCCCGGCUCCGGUACCGACAAUGACCAUGCCCACAUUCGCAUCGUGUGCCCGGACAUCAAGGAGGUUUCCUUGUCUACCUGGAACACGGCUCACCCUCCCGCCGCAGAAUCUAUUCCUCAUUCGCUCGUCUCCGAACGUGGACGAGCCCUGCCGCGCCCCGCUGCGGGUGCUGGCAAGUCCAAAGCUUCGGAGCAGGACUCCAUGAAUGCAGGACAGGAUACCAUCGAGGUCUCGAUUGCCAGAAAGGUCAGCGUAUCCCGGCAGCAACGUGCACUUCUCGCGCCCCUGAAGCCGCAUGCACAUGAGAAGCAGAAGCGGCGCACCAACGAGAGGAAGAACGGCGUGGCCCGCCUGAUCGACCUGAAGCAAAGCCCUGUUUCGUGA
This is a messenger RNA of Drechmeria coniospora, 1800 nucleotides long. RefSeq lists its product as uncharacterized. The record is from RefSeq and is a predicted model, not a curated record. NCBI's taxonomy places the organism in Eukaryota, Fungi, Ascomycota, Sordariomycetes, Hypocreales, Ophiocordycipitaceae. The transcript has a single exon. The coding region runs from base 1 to 1800 and encodes 599 amino acids.